UUCUUAUUUAACGUCAAUGCCGAAGGAGCUUAGAAAACGCGGCAAAAAGAAGAAAGGAACUCAAGGUCCUCCGGAAUACGAACGUAUCGAAAACCCGCAAAAUCACGAGCCGGAAACAGCAUUCGAAGGAGACGCUGAACACGGAACUACACGGCCUAAUCCGUCAUGGAUUAUCUCUGGGUCUAGCAAACAGGACCAGGUGGACAAGGACGAUCGCGCUGCAGAAAUUGAAGCACCCUUCGGAUACGUCGAUGCAGACGUCAAAGCUUACUUUCGUACUGUGGACGUCCAAAUGCGAGACUGGCAGGUUGCGACGGGAGACGGAGAAAAUGUAGAUGCGAACGAAGGCAUGGCGGGCAAGGAAAAGCAACUGGCCACCGACCCUGAUUGUUCUAUUGUGCUGGAACGGAUGGCUUACUCUAUGGACGAUUUCGUGCGACGUGUUUUCAUCGACAGUCUCAUCGGCUCUUAUGCUGUCUUGGUGAAACAUCGGUUCGCGUCGCAUGUGUGCCAAACCCUGUUCACUGUUGCCAACCAAACGAUCGCAAGAGAGAUGCGCGGUAUCUAUCCCACGAUACCGGAGGGAGACGACAAAGGUGAACUCAGAAGAAUGACUGAGCUGAUCGUCGAUCUUACGAAGGAAAUUACACCUGUGUUCACCUCUCUGCUUGCGGAUGCAUUCGGAUCGCAUGUCAUCCGUGCACUGCUCGUGCUUCUAUCACCUGCGCUUGCAUCCUUACAAGACAACUCUCACACGGCCGUGCGGUCCAAGAAGAGCGCAGCAUGGAAAGCGAGGCAAGGCCCUCUGAAGUCGAUGUUCAACGAGAGCCGAUCGUCUGCCCCGAUCUUGUACACCCCACCCGAAUCGUUCGCUCCGAUCUCACGCCACUUCAUUGAGGCUGUGCGUGCCGAGCUGGGAGGAAACGAAGUCCGGGCUCUGGCAGCAGAUAAAGUCGCUAGCCCCACUCUGCAGAUGCUUCUUGUGGUCGAAGCAGAUCAGCAGAUGUCCGAUGAGGAGGACUCAUUAAUGGAUCGUGCUCUUGCUGGUCUUAUCUCCCAUUCAAAAUCCGACUCCAGGGAUGCACCGCCGGUGUCAGACUAUCUCCACACACUGCUCCGUGACCCGACCGCGUCUCAUUUUCUGGAAACAGUGGUGGCGAAAUGUCCAGCACCAGCCUUUGCAACUCUCUGGACCCUCUAUUUCAAAGACAGUCUGGCUCGGCUCGCUAUCCAUCCUGUUGCCAAUUACGUGCUUGCCAAGACCUUUGAGCGAUUGGACGCAGCCCAACUUGCGGAUGUGUUCUUGGAGCUCAAAGGCGUUUGGGGGAAACUAACGCAGGUAUCUCGAACAGGUGUGCUAAGAGCUGCAAUCGAUCGUUCGAUCGAGUUGAAAGCCUGUGGUCCCGAUGCUGUCUUGGAAGCUUUUGAGAUUAACCCCGACGAUGUAGAACAAAAAAAUGCGGUCGUACCCUGUAUCUUGCGACUGAAGUCCUUUUCGGACUAUGCUCGUCAGAUCGAAUACAACAGCGAAGAAAAGGGAAAACAGAAGGCAAAUUCGGGUGGUGAAAUGACUGUUCAGGGGGCCGUGCUUCUGCAGUCGCUUUUGCGCAUGGCAGACCCAUACAAUGGCAUAGUGAUCUCCAGUUUGCAGUCGCUUUCCACUGUGGCAUUGGUCUCUCUUGCCCAUCAUCCCGCUGCCUCACGAGUUUUGGACGCGCUACUCGAAUCGAAAACUGUUCUCGUGAAAUCAAAACGGCAGUUUCUGCUCUCCUUGAUCGGAAGCUAUCACCUCCUCGUCGACGAUCGGAUUGGCAGUCGGGUCGGAGAUCGGUGUUGGGCCAAUGCCGAUACUUAUCUCAAGGAAAAAAUAGCCCGGUCAAUGAUCCCAGAGGAAAGAUUCCUCGCUGCAUCGCAUUUUGGGAAAUUUUUCGCCCGCAAUCUUAAUUUGUAUCUCCUCCAGCGCCGGCCGGACGAUUGGCGCAACAUGCAAAGCGGGCAACGGCCGAAAGCAACCGCCGUCCAGACCAAUCCUCCUAUGAUAACUCCAACGAUACAACCCAACCCACCUCCUGUCAAGAAGCGAAAACGAGACAAAGCCGGGGACGAGAUCGACCAGCUUUUCGAGGGCAUGGGGAAGAAAAUCAAGCGAGGUGCACUGGCUGUAUCUGACCAUAGUGCCCACAAAACGGAGAUGGAUGCGUCAUCUGCCGUGGACGAUGUGCUACCCCAAAAUGCUGAUUCAGCAAAUCGUCCUCGAGGCAAACGGAAAGGCAAUGUGUAGCUUAUGUAUCCAUAUUUGCAAUUCAGUGUCUCGAAUGAAAGCGCUGACUGGAUCAAGAGUCUGCUUCAUUGUGUCCGCGAUCCCAAAAUUUCGUGCUCUUCGUUGUUGCUCUUUUGAACGGCGUCUCCGCGUCAGCUUGCGGGGUUCUGCUGGAGAUGAUGUAAUUGAUAUGGACGGGCUCUCGAUUUGAGCGAUUUACGAGCGUCACUCCCCUUCGUAAAACUACUUUAUGUGCCUGCGAUAUUUUCACUCGCUUGCCGAUCUUGUAGGUGGUUCGUUUAGCCUGAUUUCCUUGUGUUCUAUCGAUGCUGGCAUCGGAUACUUUCACGACAAUGGGCUGUUUGCUGACAAACGCCUGCCCCGAUAUGGAAACCGAUCCUUUCUCAAAACGAUAAUGGACGUUGAUCUUGCAUACAAGAUCGAUGCCAUCCAAGAGCUCACAGGCCACCAAGAUCGUGCAUGGAACGUCGCAUGGAACCCUACGAAACCACUCAUCUCCUCCUGUUCUGCCGACAAGACAGUCCGCAUGUACACCUACAGUUCCAAGAAUGACACAGGACCAACCUUCACGCACAUUGCGACGAUACCCACCGGCCAUACGAAGACUGUACGAUCGCUGGCUUGGGCUCCCUCAGGAAAGACGCUGGCUACUGCGUCCUUCGAUGCAAAUAUAGGGAUCUGGGAGCAAGAGGACGACGAGGAGGAUGAGGGUGAGGGGAGGGUUCGAAGCGGAGAGUGGGAGUGCAUGAGCCUAUUGGAGGGCCAUGAGACGGAAUGCAAAAGUGUUGCAUACUCGAGCACGGGCACGCUCCUCGCUAGCUGCAGCCGCGACAAAACCGUGUGGAUCUGGGAAGUCCAUCCCGACUCAGACUUUGAAUGCAUGGGUGUACUGAUGGAGCACACUCAAGAUGUGAAGUGUGUGGCCUGGCAUCCCACGGAAGAGAUUCUUGCGUCUGGUUCGUACGACGAUACAAUCAAAUUGUACAUUGACGACCCUUCGGACGACUGGUUCUGUUUUGAAACUUUGUCCGGGCAUCAGUCUACGGUGUGGUCGUUAGCCUGGGCUCCGAAAGGCAGCUAUCUGGCAUCGGCUUCGGACGAUCGGACAGUUCGGAUAUGGAAACGACUUGCAGAGCAUCACUGGGAAUGCGUACUUGUUUUGGAAGGCAAUGAACGCAGCGUCUACUCAGUGAGCUGGGGUGUCGGGCAGUCCUCUUCCAGUGAAAGUCUAGGCUGGCUUGCGGCAGUAGGUGGUGAUGGGGUCAUCCGCGUUUGGGAGCUUGCUGAAACGCAGGACUCGAAAUUGUCGCACAAGCUGAUUGCACGGUUUGCCGAUGCUCAUGGCGUGCAUGAUUUGAAUUCCGUAGCUUGGUGUCCUCGACAAGGGUUCGAGAACCUUUUAGCAACGACAGGCGACGAAGGAGCCGCAAAAAUAUGGAGCGUUAAUCUAAUAGUAUAAGCUAACAUUGCUAGACCUACUGAGGCUCCCAAUGCAUCUUCAUGCCAGCAGUUUCU
Molecule: messenger RNA, 3796 nt
Organism: Mycena citricolor
Lineage: Eukaryota; Fungi; Basidiomycota; Agaricomycetes; Agaricales; Mycenaceae
Source: the annotation of a GenBank genome assembly